UGUUUACAGAUGGCUGCCGUCACUUCCACCACAGCCUGCGCUCCAAUUACUUCCCACAACACCGGAGGAUCGCUUCCAGAGCUGACGCACGAUAUUAUUAUUCAAAACUAUUGUGAGCCCAACGCCAAGAAAGAUGUCUUACAUAACAGCGGAAGUGUCGAUAAGUCUCACUCAGCCGUUGGAGGACUGGCUGACAAAAUCCAUGGCUUGACGGAGAGGCUGCACAGCCUUAGCUAUCAUCGGAGCGAAAGUGAAUGCGCCUCAAGAGGAAGGGCAGGGAGUGCAAGUAUUCACCCUCUGGUGACUGUCACACAGAACUGUAUGGACCAAAAAUCGAGUGACUCUUCCCCUAAUCAUAGCCAAGUGUCGCGUAACUCAUCGAAAAAGUCCAAUAGUUCACUCCUAGUUCACGCCAAUCACCACUUAUUGAGUGGCACGACAUCCUCGGCCUCACAUAUAUUGUUCUCGUUUAAGUGA
This is a messenger RNA of Oppiella nova, 477 nucleotides long. Lineage: Eukaryota; Metazoa; Arthropoda; Arachnida; Sarcoptiformes; Oppiidae. The record is from the annotation of a GenBank genome assembly.